AUGCCUCGCACCACCAACAGCAAUAACAUUGCUCGCGCAGCUGCUGUGUCCCGGACAGCCUCGUCCGGUUCAUUCCACGCAGGCGCUCCCAUACCGACUCUUGGAAACAUCGAGUCCAGCCGGAGGACCACGAUGCGACGCCAGUCUACUCAUAGAUAUCACACCUUUCCGACACCACCUCCCAAGACCCCCCGCGAGCAAUCCUCGGCAGAGCUUUUCCCACAUUCCGAUGAAGAUUCCGAUGCCUCAGACGACGAUCACCAGCAGACUCCUCUGCCUGUCAAGCAGCUUGCUUUGCUUGCCUUCCUCUCCUUGAGCGAGCAGACUGCAUUAAACUCCAUCGGCCCUUACCUGCCUCAGAUGGUCGAGUCCUUCGCCGAUAUCCCCGACUCUCAGACAGGUCUGUAUGUCGGUAUCCUUGCCUCAGCAUUCGCCCUCGCUCAAUUAUCAACGAACCUACUAUGGGGCUACCUAUCAGACGUCGUGGGUAGAAAACCGACCAUGGUUCUUGGCACCUUCAUGUUGGCAUGCUGUUUUGUGGGUUUCGGUUUCUGCAGGACCUACUGGCAGAUCGUAGUCGUUCAUGUGGCCAUGGGUAUGCUCAAUGGCAACGCUGCCGUGGUUCCCACCGUCCUAGGCGAAGUGACGGACCGCUCUAAUCAAAGCCGGGCCUUUACAUGGCUUCCCGUCAUCUACUCCCUAGGCGGCAUUACGGGUCCAGCCCUGGGCGGGUUGCUGGUUGGUACCAUGGGAAAACGAUACCCAUAUUUGGCGCCCAACUUGCUGAGCGCAGGGUUACUGUUCAUCAGCGUGAUUGUUGUCGCAAUCUGGUUCGAGGAGACACUGGAAACCUUGGAGCCAGACCACGCAGCAUGGAUUCCUGCCUGGGCGCGCAAAGCUUGGUCCUGGAUUUCGCGAGAAGCGCAACCGCGCAGAGGCUCAUGGGCCACCCGCUGGCCUCGCCGCGGAUCACAAGCCGUGGUCAGCACUGACGACGACGAAGAAGAAGAAGAUGAUGACGAGGAUGAGGCGGGAGAGGAUCAAGGGUUGCUGCACCAUGCAUCUGAGAACGAUGCCCAGGCCGACGAUGACGCGAAACUCCCGGGCGAUCUGGCGACAUGGCGUCAACUUUUGAACCGCAACACGGUGCUUGUGCUAUUGACGUACCUAGUAUUCCAGCUGUCCAACAUCUCCUACAACAGCUUGUACCCGAUUUUCGCCGAUGCCAAUCCUCCAACUGGGCGCGGUCUUCCGCCAAGCAAGAUCGGUAUCAGUCUCAGUCUGGCCGGCGUGGCUACUAUAGCGUUUCAAGCUUUCCUCUUCCAGCACUUGAAGACGCGGCUGGGGAACCUGGGAACCUAUCGCAUUGCCUUGCUGGGACUGGCCGUUAGCAUGGCCCUGAUGCCCUGGAUUCCGUACUUGGACGACGAGCCGCUGUUCGGUAUCGGCAGCGGUUCUGCCUGGCUGUACGCGGAACUCGGCGUUAUCUUAAUCAUUAAGAAUAUCUGCGCCGUGGGCGGCCUGUCUAGCGUCAUGCUCUUGAUCACAAACUGUGCACCGAAUCAUGCUACUUUGGGAACUUUGAACGGCAUCGCCCAGACGCUGUCCGCCGCGGGCCGCAGCUUUGGGCCAUUCGUCUCCGGCUCCCUUUUCACGCUCUCCACGCGUGUCCAUCCCAAGGGUGAGGCCCUAGUCUGGGGCAUAUUCGGCGGUAUUGCCCUCUUGGGAUGGAUUGGCUCCCUCGCCAUCCGCAACCGCGGCCUCGAGAGUGACGAUUGGGUUGGCGAGGAAGAUGGCACUGACGGUGAAACUGAGCCAUGA
Colletotrichum paranaense is the source of this 1821-nucleotide messenger RNA. RefSeq names its product major facilitator superfamily transporter. The record is from RefSeq and is a predicted model, not a curated record. The transcript is spliced from 2 exons. NCBI's taxonomy places the organism in Eukaryota, Fungi, Ascomycota, Sordariomycetes, Glomerellales, Glomerellaceae. Gene Ontology annotation, molecular function: transmembrane transporter activity. Bases 1 to 1821 code for a protein of 606 amino acids. Gene Ontology annotation, biological process: transmembrane transport.